This is a messenger RNA of Mucor velutinosus, 492 nucleotides long. RefSeq lists its product as uncharacterized. NCBI's taxonomy places the organism in Eukaryota, Fungi, Mucoromycota, Mucoromycetes, Mucorales, Mucoraceae. The coding region runs from base 1 to 492 and encodes 163 amino acids. The record is from RefSeq and is a predicted model, not a curated record. The transcript is spliced from 2 exons.
AUGAAUUUCUCGUGUGGCUGUCUGUUUGAUAAAAAAGUCAAGGAGCCUCGCUUCAAACGGUCCAAAUACUUUGAAGAUUUGAGUGCCAGUUUUGCCAUCAAUGCCAAGAAUGAGCAGCUGGGAGCACACUACUCUUGGUUGGUCCAGAUGUACAAACCCAUCAAAGAAAAACAGCCUUACAUUGAGGCCACAUUUGAGAAUCCCGUCGAUCCAAGCGACCCGAUUCAUGUGCCUGCCGUGCAGCUCAAGGGAGAGCAUGAAGACUUUGAAUACCCUCGCUACUAUUUCUUGUCCCCAGCAUUAGGCGCCUUGGAUUGCAAACUAUACAACAUCAAAAUCACAGCAUACACAGACAGAUCAAAAACUAAAGUCAUUACAGAGCACGAAAACCAGUUACUUUCUCGCAUCAAUUCUGAAAGUUGUGUUAAAUCUGAAUUUAUGGAAAGAAUGAACGCAGCCGCAGAGCAAGCAGAAUGGGAAUUAAAGCAAUAA